CGGAAGGUAGUUUUGUCCUUUUUUGAAACUGUAACACCGUUCUUCUGAUGACGUGGACCUUCGAUUCAUCUUCCUAUCUUUUCAUAUAAUGAAAAAAUAUAAACAGAUAUUUCAAUGUUCUUUAAUUUUCAAUUCAUUAAGACAAUUUCUCUGCAGAGACAUUGAAUCCGCUUGUCCGAAAAGGAUCCUAUCGUGUAAGCUCACGAAACCUCGACGAAGUAAGAAGCUGGAUCUUGAGUUUGACUCGCUUCCUUAGCUCUUUCUCUCUCUCUCUCUCUCUGUCUCUUUCUUCUUCUCACUUGCAGGCGGUGCAAGAUAAAUAUUUAAGAAGACUAUUCGUUGGGUUUGAUCGGAAUCUCUUCAUCUGAGUUUCACAUUUCCCCCGAAAUAAUUUCAGAGACUUUCUUGAGAGUUUUUGAUAAGUUUGGUCCAAGUCUCAAUUUUGAAACAAAAAACAAUGCCAGAAGGGAAAUUAAGAUCAGGAGUUUACAGAUCAUUUAUAAUGUGUGAUGAUCCAAGAGGAGUUGUUGAAUGUGGAGCAAUCAAGAAACAGAGUAAGUGCCGUAGUAGUACUAACCAGAGAUUAGACCAUCCUUCGAAAUCAAAAGAUAAAUCCGAAACAGCGGCGAGGAAGAGCACAGAGGAAGCUCCUCCUUCUUCAUUGCAUCUGUUGAGAGUAUCAAAAGGGAUUCAGAAACUAAACGUUGCGAUUGAUUCAUUGUCUAAAGGGUUAAGCUACGAAGCUGCAAGGCCUGAAGAUAUAUCUAAAGAUUUGUUAAGAGGAGCACUUGACUUAGAAGAGUCUUUAGCUAUGCUUACUAGUAUUCAAGAAGAUGAUCUCAAGCAUAACCCGAGGAUUAGUAAAGACGGAGGAAGAAGCGAUUUGCGGUUUCAGAGAUCAAUGUCUGAUAGAUUCGGAGAGCGUGUGGAGAAACGGAUGAUGGUUCAAGAGAAUGUAGCAGCGUCAAGAGAUUGUUAUGAUGAUCUAAGGAAAGUGAUUAGAGAAAGCUUUCUUAAGCAGAAUCUUCUUCCACAAACAGAGACUAAGUCUCGGGUUGUUAGAAAUGAUUUCGCUUCUUCUUCUGGCGCUGCCUCUUCAUCAACGAGCUCGAGUCAAUUUUCUAUGGUUUCUGGCUCUACAAAGUCAUCUGCUUCGUCUGAUAUCACAAGGAGAGCUCCAAGUUUGAUUGCUAGGCUUAUGGGUUUGGAUGUAUCUCCUCAAGAACCGACUAAUCAUAAACCGGAGUUAUUAAAGGUGUCAGCAGAAAGACAAGAGGAGGUUAAGAAGAAGAAGAAGAAGGAGAAUCUUGAAACUGUGAGAUGUGACUCUACAAGAGAAGCUGUUUUACAAUCUUUGCCUGAAGAGAAUCCCUCAACUAUAGUACUCAUCAGACCUAUGCGUGUGGUACAGCCCGAAAUCGAAGAAAAACCGGGAAACAAAAGACCAGUUUUGUCCAAGAAACCGAGGAUGCAAGGUGAGGUUCAUCCAAGAAUGAUUAACCAGAGAAAAGAUCAUCAAGCCAAGCCAAUGAAAUUGCCAUUAAGUCUGACUAAGAGAGGCAGAGAACCAAAAGAAACGGUGCGGAGAAUCGAAGAGAAUGAAGGUAAAGUAAUCAAGAAAAUGUCUCCAAGCAAUGUCAAAGAUCGAAAACCGGUGGAAACAAACAAAAAGCUUCUUGUCAAGAAGGAGGAUCUUGGUGAAGGUAGAGAUAGAUAUAAACCUCAUGACCGAUCUAUUAAGCCACCGAAUAAUCCUGCAACUCACAAGAAAUUGAAUAGUUCUUCGGAUGUUUCAAGAAACAAGACUCGGCGUUCAAGGUUGAGCUCCAGCUCUAGCUCUAGUAAUAGUGCUGAGCAGAGAAGUAGUAACCGGGAAAAGAAGUCCGGUGAGGCUAAUAGACCAAACGUCAAGAAGAAACUCCAUCUACGAGAUAGUGACCUCACUUCAGAGAAUAUUUCAAGUUCUUCAUCAAUAAACCAACUUUCUACAGAGGAAACCACUUCUUCAGAGGUUCACAUUCAAGGCCAUUGUGAUAACGGAGAAGUUACUUCUUGUGCUGCCACAAUUCAGCAAGAAACCUGCCAAAUCUCACUUAGAGAUUUCCUAUCUAGCUCCCAAGAUUUCGUCAGUUAUGCCGAGAAUCUCUUUGACUUCAAAACCAAUUCCAAAAGAAGUCAAGAAUCAGCCUUUCAAGAUAGAGACAGCAUCGUAAUCUCAGACCAAAGACUUGCACUAGAUUUCGCCAAAGAAGUAGCCAGACGCAGAAGCCUUCUUCUCAUUUCGGAACCAACGUGUGCCCAAAGAAGCUCUGUGCACAUUGAUGAGUUGUUAAUGGAAGUCUGUGAUGAGUUUGAGUCCUUGAGAAGUUACAGAGACACGUUCUUAGGACAGAGCAGCUUUGUUAAAGAGAGCAUUCACAUGAUAUUGGAGAAGGAUUUAACGAGUAAGAAGACAGAGAUAACAAAUGGAGUUUGGGAUUUGGGUUGGAGAAAUGAGUUUCAGAUUGAUGAAACUCAUCAAGCUGUAGUUGACUUAGAGAAACUUAUCUUGUCUGGUUUGAUCCUAGAACUUCUCUCUUGAAUCUACCAAAAUAAAUGUUCCUCUUUUUGUAUUAGAUUAGUUUGAUUUCAUAAUUUAAAUUGUUUGAAACCAAUUUAAAUACCGAAGUAUAAAUUAAAUAUAAAAAUCAUUUAUUUAUUUUAAUGUGAAAAGUAAAUCUCUUAUAAAGAAAA
Messenger RNA from Thlaspi arvense, 2733 nucleotides. NCBI's taxonomy places the organism in Eukaryota, Viridiplantae, Streptophyta, Magnoliopsida, Brassicales, Brassicaceae. The record is from the annotation of a GenBank genome assembly.